Nicrophorus vespilloides is the source of this 1863-nucleotide messenger RNA. It is a transcript of the gene Dus3, whose product is annotated as tRNA-dihydrouridine(47) synthase [NAD(P)(+)]-like. Gene Ontology annotation, biological process: tRNA processing. The coding region runs from base 71 to 1816 and encodes 581 amino acids. The record is from RefSeq and is a predicted model, not a curated record. Gene Ontology annotation, molecular function: metal ion binding; tRNA dihydrouridine synthase activity; RNA binding. NCBI's taxonomy places the organism in Eukaryota, Metazoa, Arthropoda, Insecta, Coleoptera, Silphidae. The transcript is spliced from 6 exons.
GAUUCAUAAUAGAAAUAUUAUCAUAUUGCAGUUUUAGGUUAUAAACGUGCAUUUUAGAUACCUUUCUAACAUGUCCCAAAUUGGUGUUUGCAAAAUUAAGGAGCAGUUUGUGGUGACAGACCAUGAGAGGACUUUGGAUUUGAAUCAUGUCUCAGCUAAAGAUAUUGAGAAGAUUACAGGUGUUGAGUGUGAUGAGCCUGAUGCCAAGAAACCUAAACUGGAAGAGGGUAAGAAGUUGAAGGGACAAAACAAGGCACGCAAGAAUUUUGCACAAUACAAUCCCAGUGAAGCGCUGUGCUCGAAAAUCACGCGAAUCACAGAAGAUGAAGAGUUCCCAGAAACAUGUCAAUUUGAAAAGUGCAAAUUCUUGCAUAAAGUUGAAGAUUAUUUGAAAACUAAACCAAAUGAUAUUGGUGAUGAUUGCUACAACUUUGAGACAUUUGGACAAUGCAAUUUUGGUAUAACUUGCAGGUUUGCCAAAAAGCAUGUAACAGUUGAAGGAAAGAAUAAAAUUGAUAGGGGAAAAAUGGAAGCAGUUAAAAAAGAUGAGCAGGUGCUGAAUGUGUUGCAUAGUGAGAAGAGGUUUAGUCUGCAGAGGAAAAAGUAUGAUUUCCAUUUGGCAGAUAAGAUGAUUAAACAUGUAGAUGGACUGAGGAAAGAGGAGAAGGAAAAGAAAGUUGAUGAGAAAAGUGUGCAGACAUCAGGAGCUGUAACUGAUGAGGAUAUUGUGAAGCUGCUAAAAAGAGAAAAAAAGAAGAUCGAUUUCAAAGACAAACUAUUCCUGUCCCCUUUGACAACAGUGGGAAAUUUGCCGUUUAGAAGAAUCUGCAAGGAGUAUGGUGCGGAUAUUACGUGCGGAGAGAUGGCGAUGUGCUCGAAACUGUUGCAAGGCACAACACACGAAUGGGCUCUCGUGAAGAGGCACCACACCGAAGAUGUCUUUGGGGUUCAGCUGUGCGGCAACAAUCCGCACAUCUUCGCCAAAUGCGCUCAAUUGUUAGAUACUGAGAUCAAUGUCGAUUUCAUUGACAUCAAUCUCGGAUGUCCAAUUGAUAUGGUUUAUCGCGAAGGAUCGGGUUCCGGAUUGAUGAGGCGGCAGAAUGUUCUGGAGACCUGCAUUCGUAGCAUGACGAAUCUGAUGUCCAUACCUUUAACUGUGAAAACACGUACCGGUAUUUACAAUAACACCAAUAUCGCGCACACCUUGAUACCAAAAUUGAGAGAUUGGGGCGCGAGUUUGGUAACAGUACACGGCAGGUCGAGGGAGCAAAGAUACACGAGAAGUUCCGAUUGGGAGUACAUCAGGGAAUGCGCACAGGUCGCAUCUCCCCUACCAAUAAUUGGUAACGGUGACAUCUUGAGCUACGAAGACUACGCGAGAGCACGGGAAUCGUGUCCGGAACUGUACGGUGUGAUGAUUGGAAGAGGAGCACUAAUCAAACCUUGGAUCUUUACCGAGAUCAAGGAACAAAAGCUGUACGAUAUCUCCAGCUCGGAACGGUUCGACAUCCUGAAAAAGUUUACCAACUACGGCUUGGAGAACUGGGGAUCCGACAAUAAGGGCGUGGAGAACACGCGCAGAUUCCUGUUGGAAUGGCUCUCGUUCCUCUACAGAUAUAUACCAAUCGGUCUGUUGGAGUCGCCUCCGCAGAAGAUUAAUGAGCGACCUCCGUACUACAAAGGACGAAACGAUCUGGAGACGUUGAUGGCUUCUCCUUCAGCAUCAGAUUGGAUUAAGAUCAGCGAGAUGCUUCUUGGUCCUGUCCCCGAUACAUUCACUUUUCUACCCAAACAUAAAGCAAAUGCUUAUCGCUGAAACAAUUUUAUAAUAAAUACAAUAAAAAUAUCCUUGUUAUGUACAUU